AUGAUGGUUCAUGAGUCCGCUGCGCAUUGCCUCAUUCAGCUCAUACUGAUCUUACGCAGCUAUCUGGUGAACAACGUCCAUUCAAGUCCCACCACGGAUCCAACUCCGGCGGAUUUUGUUGGUUCCGGUUUGCCAGAAAAUAAUCCUUAUGCGAUUCUCAUGAGUGAGGAUGAGGCCGCGUGUGCUGCCGCGACGCGGUUGCUGGACAUUUUAGAAAGCGAGGCGACAAUGAGUGCGUUGUUGGCACGACUCACGGACAGUGAUCAGGCUGUCACAUCAAUUGUGGUCAAUUGCAUUGAGGUGUUUGUCACCAUUUUGGACAAACGAAGACCCGAGACGGGUUUUGCUCUACCAGAUGGUGAACCUGGUGUUGGGAUGAAACUGGAGAUGUUGCUAGGUGAGAAUUUGUGCAAUCCAGCCAAUAUUCUGCGAUCCAGUACAGCUUCUGGUGGCAGCGGUUUGGCAUCCUUAUCCAAUCCCGCUUCGUCCGGUGGAGAUUCUCGACCGAACGUGGCCAAUAAAUCAGAGUCGAUAGACAAAAUUCGAGUGGCUCAAGCCUCGAUCAAUCUGGCUCGUGCGUGUCAUUCACGUUUGAGCCAGUUGCAUGGAUUACUCCAACGAGCCCACGAGAUGUCACUCACUGCGUAUGAUUUGUUUUUCACAUUGUCUAUUUGCGUUAUCGCGUUCCACGGCGCAAUUAGUCGAAUCAUCUGUCGUGUGAUCCCGAACAAUAGUCCUUGUCAAACAAUUCCACUUCUCAUUUGUUGUUGA
Molecule: messenger RNA, 771 nt
Organism: Echinostoma caproni
Lineage: Eukaryota; Metazoa; Platyhelminthes; Trematoda; Plagiorchiida; Echinostomatidae
Source: the annotation of a GenBank genome assembly